Molecule: messenger RNA, 457 nt
Organism: Truncatella angustata
Lineage: Eukaryota; Fungi; Ascomycota; Sordariomycetes; Amphisphaeriales; Sporocadaceae
Exons: 2
Coding region: 49-228 (59 amino acids)
Source: RefSeq, a predicted model, not a curated record
GGAUCGGUAACGGCAUUGUCUUUGAGAUCCACCCCAAUGUGAUCAGCGAUGUUGCGGAGGAGGUUGUCGGCCGGCAGGCCUCCUCGAUACCGCCACAGACGCCCGAUCAAGGGAAAGAUCCGGGACGCAUCCGCCCCAACCAGAUAUGCGUAUACCGGUAUGACGACGAGCUCUCCACACGGCGUACCAUGCUGUAUGUGUCCGAAUACAAGGCCCCCCACAAGCUGACCGCUCCGCUUCUGCGCGUCGGUCUGCAUCCCAUGGAUAUCUUCAAAGAUGUGGUCAAUCGGAAAACAAUACCUACCGCGGCCGAUCCCGACGGUCGAUUCCAGUACUAUGCCGAGAGGCUCACCGCUGCGGCCAUCACACAGACCUACAACUACAUGAUCGAGGGAGAUCUCGAGUACGGGUUGCUGACUACCGGCCAGACGGCGAGAACGCGGCACACUCUUGUACC